AAGUUUAUGUUUCCUGCUUUCAAAGAGAUGCCAGUUUAAUCAGAGAAAAAGGGAAUCAUGGAAAUGGACAAGGGGCAACAGGACCAUAACAGAAAGGCCUAAGGGCACAGGGAGGGCCCGACUCUGCCUCACUCUGCAGAGUGAGGACCAUUGGAGUCAGCUCUCUAAGGACAAACAGAGACUUGCCAGGAAACGCAGGGGAGGGCAGCCCAGGACAAGGGCAAACAUCUGACAAAGGGAAUGAACGGGGCCCCGCCUGUAGUCCCGAGAAGGGCCGGACCCGCACAUACUCACGGCGCGUGUCUGCCGCGGCGCUUUCCCUCCUCACCGGCAGCAACAGCACCAAGGGUCUCCAGGCCACUGCAUGGGAAGAUAGACACCGAAGCGCAGGGUGAGGCCUGAGGAACUCCCUGCGCUGGGCGUGUAGCCGUUCCUGCCCCGGGCCUCAGCCAGCUGUCCACUGCUCACCUCUGGCCAGCGCAGCGGACCCCACGAGCCCCAGCCAACAGCCCCGAGCCGCUGCUGCCGCCGCCGCCGCCGCCGCCAUGUUCCCCGGAUGCACUCCAGGUAGCCGAGGGCAGAUCCAUAGGACACGGAGCCCCAAGGGCACGGACCGGAAACGGAAGUGUGCAACAGAACUUCUUCCGGGCGGACGCGGGGUCGGAAGCAGAGGUUCCGGGUUCCGGGUUCCGGGCUUCGGGCUUCGGAAUGAAAGGAGGGAAGGCAGACAACUGGCAGAGAGAGAAGUUGGCUACUACCAUGGAAUCACCAGAGGAGCCUGGAGCAUCCAUGGAUGAGAACUACUUUGUGAACUACACUUUCAAAGAUAGGUCACACUCAGGCCGUGUGGCUCAAGGCAUCAUGAAACUGUGUUUGGAGGAAGAGCUCUUUGCUGAUGUCACCAUUUCAGUGGAAGGCCGGGAGUUUCAGCUCCACCGAUUGGUCCUCUCAGCUCAGAGUUGCUUCUUCCGGUCCAUGUUCACUUCCAACCUGAAGGAGGCCCACAACCGGGUAAUUGUGCUGCAGGAUGUGAGCGAGUCUGUUUUCCAGCUCCUGGUUGAUUAUAUCUACCAUGGGACCGUGAAACUUCGAGCUGAGGAGCUGCAGGAAAUAUAUGAGGUGUCAGACAUGUAUCAGCUGACAUCUCUCUUUGAGGAGUGUUCUCGGUUUUUGGCCCGCACAGUGCAGGUGGACAGCUGUCUUCAGGUGAUGUGGCUGGCAGAUCGACACAGUGAUCCUGAGCUCUACACUGCUGCCAAGCACUGUGCCAAGGCCCACCUGGCCCAGCUGCAGAGCACAGAGGAAUUUCUCCACUUGCCCCAUCGUCUACUCAUUGAUAUCAUCUCUGAUGGAGUUCCAUGUUCCCAGAACCCAACAGAGGCAAUAGAAGCCUGGAUCAAUUUUAAUAAAGAAGAAAGAGAGGCUUUUUCAGAGUCACUCAGGACUAGCUUGAAGGAAAUUGGGGAGAAUGUACACAUUUACCUGAUCGGGAAAGAGUCAUCUCGUACCCACUCGUUGGCUGUGUCCUUACAUUGUGCAGAAGAUGACUCCAUCAGUGUAAGUGGCCAAAACAGCUUGUGCCACCAGAUCACUGCAGCCUGCAAGCAUGGCGGAGACUUGUAUGUGGUGGGAGGGUCCAUCCCACGGCGCAUGUGGAAGUGCAACAAUGCCACUGUGGACUGGGAAUGGUGUGCGCCUUUGCCCCGUGACCGACUCCAGCACACCCUGGUGUCUGUGCCCGGGAAAGAUGCCAUAUAUUCACUGGGUGGCAAGACGCUGCAGGAUACCCUCUCCAAUGCAGUUAUCUAUUAUCGGGUAGGUGAUAACGUCUGGACUGAGACAACCCAGUUAGAGGUGGCUGUGUCAGGGGCCGCUGGUGCCAACCUCAACGGGAUCAUCUACUUACUAGGGGGGGAGGAGAAUGACCUGGACUUCUUUACCAAACCGUCCCGACUCAUCCAGUGCUUUGACACAGAGACAGACAAGUGUCACGUGAAACCCUAUGUGCUGCCCUUCGCUGGCCGCAUGCACGCAGCUGUGCAUAAGGAUCUGGUGUUCAUCGUGGCUGAAGGGGACUCCCUGGUGUGCUACAAUCCGCUGCUAGACAGCUUCACCCGGCUUUGCCUUCCUGAGGCCUGGAGCUCUGCCCCAUCCCUCUGGAAGAUUGCCAGCUGUAAUGGGAGCAUCUAUGUUUUUCGGGACCGAUAUAAAAAGGGGGAUGCCAACACCUACAAACUUGAUCCUGCCACUUCGGCUGUAACUGUCACUAGAGGCAUUAAGGUGCUGCUUACCAAUUUGCAGUUUGUGUUGGCCUAAGGCUGUGAGGGAAAGAGCGGCUGACUUUUGCCCUCCCUUUCUCCAGCACUUACCCAUCCAAACUCAAAGUCCCGGAGGCCCCCAUUCAGGUACUAUGUUAUUUUUUGGCACAUGUUAGAAAGGCAGCGCCUCAACCCUUGAACUCAUAAGGGUGUUCCGUUUGGGGCUUUUUAGACUGCUGCUUCUCAGCUGGCUGAUUGAACUGAGAGUAGGCCAGCCUGUUCGCCAUCCCCUUGUAAUCCUGUGCCUCCCUACAGAGCACGUAGAGCAAGCCUCUUCUCCGCCCUUAGGCACUGCCUCCCCUCUUUACCUGAUCAGUGUUACAUAGAAGCACCCCUGAUCCCGGGACAGAAGGAAAGAUGCCCAGUCUUCCUUUUUUUCCAUAGCCUGUUAAGUGGCUAAUUGGUCAUUUUUCCACGAAGAAUUAGGUGUUAAGAGUUCUCCUUCAGGCUUUGGUUGGGAGAAUGGACUAAGCUGAAGGUGUCCUUCACCAGCAAGAGUCUACCCUAGAAUUUAGGACGUUUGUCUGUUGUUUUUCAUCUGUCUGUCAAGAAAUGUAUACUUUGGUUUUAUUUUUGGCUUAUUCCAAGGAGUAAGCCAGAAAGUAGAAAGGAUUAUUUCUGAUUAAUCGCAGAAACUUUUUUCAAACUCAAAUAUAUAAGGUCUCUAUUCUUUUAAAAGCUCUAAGCUAAGCCAAGAGCUAGGAACUGUUCAUACAAAUAAAAGUUUUUG
Lagenorhynchus albirostris (white-beaked dolphin) is the source of this 3048-nucleotide messenger RNA. RefSeq names its product kelch repeat and BTB domain containing 4 (gene KBTBD4). Gene Ontology annotation, molecular function: protein binding. The transcript is spliced from 4 exons. The coding region runs from base 709 to 2316 and encodes 535 amino acids. The record is from RefSeq and is a predicted model, not a curated record. NCBI's taxonomy places the organism in Eukaryota, Metazoa, Chordata, Mammalia, Artiodactyla, Delphinidae.